CCAGCGAUUUACUGCAUGGGAAGUUUUUAGAAGUUAAAUUUCUCUUUCCUUGAAUGCCAUGUACUUUUAAAAUGGGAUAUUUUGUGUUUUCUACAAUACUUUUGUGUAUUGCGGCAGGUGCCACAGCUGCGACGCAGAAAAAAUUGACAUAUCCCCAAUUUCUGGUUGGAAAGACCCAUCUUUACCAUGUUACCAUCACUACUACUGCGGGUGUCCCUGGAAUGCGCCCUCAAGUAUCGAAAUCUGUCUUAACGGGUGAACUGAAAAUAUAUGCCAAGACUAAGAUAGAUCUUAUAUUAUCGGUGGAUAACGUUAAAGUGAGUGCAUCAGAACCAAGCCUGAGUAGCAACGAUGCUCAUGUUACUAUGAAAAAAAGUAGAAACUUAGAAGAACAUUUGAAAUUGCCGUUCAAAUGCCGAUAUGAAAAUGGAAAGAUAAAGAGUUUCACGCUUGAUCCUAAAGAUACGUUAGAGUCUCAAAAAAUCAAACGGACCAUCUUGAGGAACUUGGAGUUAGAUCUUGAUAAGAAAGUUUUGAGACCACCAUUAGAAGGAGAGUGGCCAGCGACAUAUAAUAUCACAAGAAGAUCUCUAGUCGGUAAUUAUAGUUCUCACUAUGUCAUAACAUCUAGUCCUUACGAUGAAUUUCCAAAGGAAGUCAAUGUUUUCAACAUCAGUAGAACAGACAAUUAUGAAGUCAUUCCUUAUGCUGCAUACAACGUGCAUCACAACUUUGAAGCGCAAGGAUGUCCAGAAGUCUGCAAAGAAAUGCAGAAAGAAAAUAAAUUUGGGGCUGGUUGUCCACUUGGUUAUGAAACGCAUCAGUCCAUUUUGAAAAGAUCCUUUGUACAGCAUCAUAAUUUAAAAUAUGUUCAACAAGGACCUUUGAUCAUUGAUAGUGUUGUAACCAAAGAAACACAUGUUGCUGAUGUAUAUGAUCAACAAAUGCAAGUCACUAUAAACACGGAGCUCAUAUUUAAAGUGGCAACUCUGGAAAAAAUUGCAGAGCGUCGGGGUCAAUACAAUUUUGCAAAUCUGGAUGAUUUCUCAAAUGAAAUAAACGAAGAAGGAAUAGCAAAACUUUGCAGACAUUCGAACAAAACUGAACCUGUAUCGGCCAUUCAAAAGCUUCUUCAUGACGUGGCUGAAAUUGUAGUGAAGGCUGAUCUCAGUAAUAAGACGUCUGAUUUGUUAGGAGAGAAAGUUUUCCUUCUUCGCAAAGCCUUGAUAUCAUUGAAGCAGAUAGAUCUAAGGCAUAUAGAAGAAUCUAUAGUUAGUUAUCACAAAUUACCUAAAGCAACUGAAAUCGACCAAGUUAAGAGACAAAUCUGGUUAGAUAUACUGCCAGUGAUCGGAACAGUUGAUUCCGUCUCUUUUAUUACCAACAUUAUUCAAGAAAACGUCAACAAGCCGGAUAAGGGAAUAUCUUUGUGGGAAGCAGCUUCUGUAUUGUCAGCAUUACCCGUCAACCUCAUUCACAUCACAGAUCGGACGAUACUAGAUCUCAGCAGACUUUUGGAACUUGUAAGUGAGAGAGAUGAGCCAGGCUAUAUGGUAUUUUACUCUGCUUCGUACCUCACAGUGGCUCGUACGAUUUAUAAAGCCUGUUCUAUGAAAAGUGUAAUCGCAGAAGUCGAAGAACCUCCCAAGAAAACGGUUAUUGAUGAAAUUAACUUAAUCUUGCAACGUCUUACAGUUCAGAAACACAGAGAACCACAAAUCAAAUGUCCGAAAGCAGUAGUUAACAGGUUCAUUGAUGAUGUAGUGAGCAAACUGAGUGACACUGACGACAAUUCCAAGAGGGUUAUUUACAUUGAAACCUUAGCUAGAACUGGUCUUUAUGAGGUUUUCCCUUACUUGUUGCCACAUCUGUAUGGAAAAUUAUCGGGUUUCUCAGAGAGUUAUUCAGAUUUUCUAAAAGUUGUUACAAUCAAAUCUCUCCAUAAUUUAGUUGAAGCACAUCCUCUAGAUGUGCAACAUCUUGUAUUGCCCAUAUACUUAAACAGAACUGAGUCUUCCAAGGUUAGAAUGACCGCUUUUUCUGUCUUCAUUAAAACCAAUCCCUCUCUCGGAAUUUUGCAACAAAUUGCGCAAAAAACUUGGGAAGAAACGAGUCUUGAAGUAGGCAGUUUCGUCUCAUCAACACUGGAUCACUAUGCAAAUUCUUCACUGCCGUGCCACCAGCUAAUAUCUCAUCGUAUUAAAUUAAUUCUUCCCCAUUCUAAACGAUUUGAUAUCGGAAUACACCAUUCUAAGAACUUUUUAUGGGAUGUUUUCGAUGAAAAUCGUGAAUUUGGCGUUUCCAAGCACCUGAUGUAUGCAGCAAGUAAUGAAUCUAUCAUUCCCGGUAUUUUUUAUGGCGCUUUAGACUUCCAUGAUCGGGGUCUCAGAGAUCAUCUUUACCAAUAUGCAAUUACCAGCCAAGGAAUAAGAGCCGAUGUCAUUUGGGAUCAUCUUUACAAAUUAUUUGGCCUGGAAACCGCAAAUACAAUUCCAAAAAGCAAGGAGUCAGAAAUAUUUGCGAAGACAAACGUAGUACCUCGAGAUCCUGAAUUCUGGAGGAUAGCUAUGUACCACAAGAUGUUUUAUUCUGUUUCUUACAACUAUUUCGAUCAAAAAGAAGCAGAAAUGGGCACUUUAGACGAUUUUGUUAAAGAUUUCCUUUACCAUUAUUUCAAGCGAGAUCCCAAAGAAGGUAUCAGAGGUCAUUUUGUCAAACUUUUCAUGCCUGCUUCAUAUUACACGGAAGCCAUUGGACAAGCUUUGCCUUACCCGAUUCAGUUCAAAAGAGAAAAUCUUGUGCUGUUUUCCCUGAAGCUAAAAUUAAAACAAGAAAGUGUUAAAACAUCUAAAAAAGUGAAAGCUUUCGUUCAACCAAGCUUAUACCACUCAACGCUGCAUACAACUGAAAUUUUGAAUCUGAGGGACUGCAAAAAUGUGGGUGUUUACCAUACCAGCCGAACAGCUUCUUCCCAUUCCAUAGAAUUAGAAUUCGGAAAGAACAGCAGUGGAAUGUUCAACCUCACUUACAGAUUUCCAAAUCUUCCAAGACAGACUUUUGCUUAUCAUUCAGAGGCUGGGACGUACGCCGGGUCGCAGGACAUUACUGAUCUAUCAAUUAAGGAACACAGAGUCCCCAUUGAAACGACGCUUCUUAGAUUCAAGAAAAAUAGGACAAGCAGUGUCUUCGGUUUUCCACCAACACUAACCGAAACUCUAUCAGAAAACAUUCUGGAAGAUAAUGAGGGUCUUUCGAACAACUUUAAAGAAUCAGUUGUCAAUUUUUUUGCAAAAUACCGCAAUGCUGGAUGGAGGAGGAAGACAAUGAAUGUCACCAACCUAACAGUAAAAGACGAAUGGUCAUCGAAUACGACGGGCACAUUGGUCAUUGCAUUUAAUCGCCAAUAUCCCAAAAAUGUUGGAAAACCUUCAAGGAAACUAAAGGACAUAAACAUUGAAAUGAAAAGACCCUGUUUUGGAAAGUUUAUGACAGAAGCUAAUAAAACAUUCUUGAAAGAAAUAACUCAUUUGAGAGAGGCAUUUAAAGAAGAAGAUCACAUGCUAGAUGACAGCGUACACAUCCAAUUCCAACUGACAGAAAAGGAGAAAGUAAUAUCCACAGCAGAAGCAAGUUUUGCCUACAAUCGCUCACUUAGCGGGAGUAUGCAUGACUCAGAGCUUAAUAUCACUGCUCAAACAUAUAAAAUUUCCAAACCUCUAAAGGUUUCUCUGAUCUUCACAGCAGUAGAAAAUGCCAAAGCACAUGUGAUGAAAUACCACGACGAGGAACAUGAAGACCAACGAGGAAUCGCACAUUUCAGAUUUGGAAUCGGAGAAGAUGAUCCGUAUACAAACUUCACGUUUUCCUUGAGAGGCAUCUACACGCGAGUGAAUUUCAGCGAAACCAUGAAUAAAGAAUUAGAAUCGCCCCUUUUGCCUGAAUUCUUCAUGCCGGAAACUCACCAAACAUGCCUCGAAGACAGGAAGAAGGGGAAUGGAUAUUCAGUAGCCUGUAUCAAGGCUAUUAGACAGAGAUCGAUUUACAACAAUUUAUCGGGAAUUAUUUCUUGGAGAGGGAAAUUUCCUAAAAUUUUCAGUGGACUUGUCAAAAAAACAGAGCUUUUCCUGAAAACUGACUUGUCUGAGGCAAUGAUCAGUGGUCAAAAAGAGGAUACCCAUUUGCCUUACAAUGUUACAUAUAUCGACGUAUUAACAGAUAAGCCCGUAUAUGAGAUGUUUCUGGAAAAUGAAAAAGAUAUCGCCAGAAAAGUAGUGCCAGUUCCACUUCCUGCCCAUUCUAGUACUGCCAGUUUGCUCGAUAACUUUAUAUUGAGAGCUACUAACAACUCUUAUCCAGCUACGUGCGUCGUGAUGGAGAAAUACGUGACGACAUUUGAUAUGGUCAACUAUCCGUUAUCAAGCGAUGUGCAUAUGUGUUCUUACAUUGUAUCAACUCACUGCGUCAAGCAGAAGAAAUUUGCUGUUAUUGCUAAAUUCAAUGUAGCUUCUCCAGGGUCAAAGGAAAUACACUUACAUUUCGGAAGCGAUGUAGCUAUAUUAACUCCCCAAAACAACACUGGUUUGUUUACGGUGAAAUACAAUGGUCAAGAUCAUGCAAUUCAUCCUUUGCAACCUGUGAAUCUGAACAACAAAACACUGAUAUUUGCUUAUAUAUUGGAUGUGGAUAAAGAUAUUCUAGUUGUGGAGGCUAGAAGAACUGGAGUAAAAGCUUUAUAUGAUGGAAAAAAUAUUUUCCUUCAAGUGUCUUCCAAAUAUAAAGGAGAACUUUGUGGUCUCUGCGGCGAUUUCAAUGGCGAAACUUCUAAGGAGUUUCUUGGUGUAGAUGGAUGCCUGUACACGGAUGGCGGAGAUUUCGCGAAGUCUUCUACUCUCGGUCACUGCAUCGAUAAGAGUCCUAGCAAUCCUUAUAUUUGUCCAGGUCAUAAAUUUUCUACAGGUCCACUAGAACCAAGCUCUGAGCAGGAAAACCAGAAAGAUAUUCCAGACUUAAGAAAUGUAGCAGUCAAAAUUGAAGAGACAAAUUUAGUGAUGCGUAAUAUGGUAAUAUCGAAGGAUAAUAAACUAUGUUUCUCUGUGGAACCCCUGCCAUUCUGCGAAGGAGACGAAACGCCCAAAGAAACGGAGCAGCGAGACGUGGGUUUCGUCUGUUACCAAAAGAGUGAUCCUAAAUCCAAGCACAUGCUGGUGGACGUGUCACACAGAAUUUUGACAGAGUUGGACAUAGCAGACUGCGAAUUCACUGAGAAUGUUUCAGUUGCAAUAAGCUGUUGAGAAGGAAUGAUGCGCAUCUGAUUAUUUAUUUAUAAAUAAUAUCACGAAUCUUAGGUUCUAUCUCUCCUUUAUUUUUUUCUGAUUUAAAUAAUAAUCCUGAUGUAAAAUGACACAAAAUAA
This is a messenger RNA of Argiope bruennichi, 5411 nucleotides long. RefSeq lists its product as uncharacterized. Bases 54 to 5291 code for a protein of 1745 amino acids. Gene Ontology annotation, biological process: lipid transport. The record is from RefSeq and is a predicted model, not a curated record. The transcript is spliced from 28 exons. Lineage: Eukaryota; Metazoa; Arthropoda; Arachnida; Araneae; Araneidae. Gene Ontology annotation, molecular function: lipid carrier activity.